Pieris macdunnoughi is the source of this 1722-nucleotide messenger RNA. The record is from the annotation of a GenBank genome assembly. NCBI's taxonomy places the organism in Eukaryota, Metazoa, Arthropoda, Insecta, Lepidoptera, Pieridae.
AUGAAUAUUCUUCCUGAAGACCCUGAAUUUGAUGGAGUACCAAUUACAGAGCCUGGUGUUUGGAAAGAGGUAAUGGCAGAAUGCAGGAUAGGAAUGGUUCCAUUUUCAAUCAGCUUCUUCUCUCACCAAGCUAGUCGCCCAUUUGCUCCGAUAGCCUUUAGGAACCUCCAAGUGUUGCCAAUUAAAAAACCUCAAGAAACGGAACUCUCCAAAUCAGUGUUGCCACGUUUGACGAGACCAUCUGAUGCUAUACUGACACUUCGUAGUUAUGAGAAUGCUUACCGCUCAAGACGGACUACAUUAGCUAAUUUAUCGGACAAAUAUGGUGACUUUGUGUCAUUGGAAGCAAAGGCUGAUGGAGGGUAUAUAAUAAAAUGCGACGAAAUAUUGAACAUGACAUGGUUAUUGCAAAACAAGAAUUCUCAUUUAACGCGAUUCCAACACAAAAUGAGCUUUGACUUGGAAUAUAUUGAUGAAUCGUAUGUAAAAAUAAUUCGAAAAGCGAACAAGAAGCUUGAAAACCAAUCGAUACAGACAGAAGAAAGGACACAGUUACUCGCUGCUAUAAUUGAUGCCUGUCUUCAAUCCAAAGCUUCGCUGGAAAGCCAAUCUGAAAGUGAAAACGAAAGGGUAAAAGAGACACCUCAAAAUUAUGAAAAUAUUAUGGCUCCACCCAAAACUAUUCCAAAGAAAUCCAAGAAAGCAUCCCCAAGCCCAGCUUUGGUCGAAAAUAGUCUUAAAAAAGCAAAAGCUUUGAAAGCAAAUGUGAAUUCAAAGAAAGAUAUCACAGUUGAUAAUAAAAAAGCACAGGCUAGUAACAAAAAUACAGAUAACGAACGCGCUGAAUUGAUAAUCAAUGAAAAUGUAGAAAGAGUUAAUAAUAUACAAGGAAAGAAACAGUCUAAAGUAAAUGUUGCCAGUGAAAAAGAUAUACAGACAACAGAUGCUACGAUUAAAUCUGUUAAUGUUGCCAACAAGAAAAAUAUUCAAAUUAUUGAAGAUAGAAUUAUAAUGCCGGGAAAUAGUAAUUUAGAAAAUAAGAAGAGAAAACUUGAUGCUACGGAACAGAUACCUGUUAAAAAAAUUAAGUCUAAUAUAGAAAAUAGGAAAGAAAAUGUAAAUAAGGACAGUAGAAAACCUAAUACAGACAAGACAGAUAAAGUGACAGAAAAGCAAAAGUCUAAUACAAACUUAGUAACAAAAAAUAAUGACAAGUUAAAUCCGAAACAUAAUGAAAACAAGGAAAUAAACAAAAAUGGUUCUAAUGGAAUUGAAAAACUUCAAAAAAAGGUUGAGAAACAAAUUGGACCUAAAAUUACUAAAGAAGUUCAAAGUGUGUCAACAAAUACACAAAAUAAAGAAAAAUCUGGAAAAGUACUAACUCUAAACAAACCUGGCAAUUCACAGAAGAUAAUUAGUUUACAAAAAGAAAACCCCGGAAAUCCAAAUAAAAUUACUGAAGAAAUUCAUGUGAAAAUGGGUAAUAAAACAAAUAAAAUUGGGAAUCCGCAAAAGGAUAAACCUGUUUCACAAAAAAUAAAUGAAAAUACUAAAAGUGGUAACCCAAAGGUACAGAAAUAUAACACCGAUAAAGGAAAUACACCGAGUAAGAAACCGGGAGAGAAAAGAAAAUCUUUAGGCAGUGGUGGUAAAUCGAAGAUACCUCAAAAGAAGCCAGAAUUCAAGAAUCCACAGACAGGUAAUGUAUUGGUGCUUGGGUAA